Messenger RNA from Closterium sp. Naga37s-1, 1224 nucleotides. NCBI's taxonomy places the organism in Eukaryota, Viridiplantae, Streptophyta, Zygnematophyceae, Desmidiales, Closteriaceae. The record is from the annotation of a GenBank genome assembly.
AUGCCUUGUCCCUGUGAUCCAACCCCGUGCCCAUCCGUGCGUGCAGUCGGCAAGGGCAACAUCGUGCGGGUGGACAAGGAGAAGUACCUCACCAGCGUGGAGUUCAAGGCAGUGGACCAUCCGCCCUUCUUCACGGGGCUGGACGUGAAGACCCGAGGCGAGGCGAGAGGCGAGGUGAGGCUCGCAGGGGAGGGGGGGGAGAGACGCAUUGGGGGGGGUGAGGGGGCGCACUGGGGGGAAGGGGGGAACUUUACGCACUGGGGGGUGAGGGAGCGCACUCCCCCCCGCCAGUUCAAGGCAGUGGACCAUCCGCCCUUCUUCACGGGGCUGGACUACAUCUACCAGGCCCGAGGCGAGGCCAGAGGCGAGGUGAGGCUCGGAAGGGUUACUAGAGGUUAUGUGGGAUGCAGUGAGGUUGGUACUGGUUGCCACCAUCCGCCCUUCUUCACGGGUCUGGACUACAUCUACCAGGCCCGAGGCGAGGUGAGCGAGGCACUGGGAGUGUGCGGCGCAGUGAGGGGUGAGGGGGCGCACUGGGGUUACCCAACUGUGCUGUCCCUCCCUCUCUGUACCUUCUUCCCCUUCUAUCCUCUCUGUCUCGGCUCAAUCAACCUCUCUCCCUCCCUCUCUCAACCUUCUUCCCCCUUCUAUCCUCUCUGUCUCGGCUCAAUCAACCUCUCUCCGUCCCUCUCUCAACCUUCUUCCCCCUUCUAUCCUCUUUGUCUCGGCUCAAUCAACCUCUCUCCCUCCCUCUCUCAACCUUCUUCCCCCUUCUAUCCUCUUUGUCUCGGCUCAAUCAACCUCUCUCCCUCCCUCUCUCAACCUUCUUCCCCCUUCUAUCCUCUUUGUCUCGGCUCAAUCAACCUCUCUCCCUCCCUCUCUCAACCUUCGUCCCCCUUCUAUCCUCUUUGUCUCGGCUCAAUCAACCUCUCUCCCUCCCUCUCUCAACCUUCUUCCCCCUUCUAUCCUCUCUGUCUCGCCUCUACCUCUCUCCCUCGCUCUCAACCUUCUUCCCCCUUCUUUCCUCCCUGUCUCGCCUCUACCUCUCUCCCUCCCUCUCUCAACCCUCCUCCCCCUUCUAUCCUCUCUUUCUCGCCUCUACCUCUCUCCCUCCCUCUCUCAACCUUCUUCCCCCUUCUAUCCUCCCUGUCUCCCCUCAUGCAGAUCUUGGACCUUAAGGAAUUCAGCGGCAACCAGUAUGCGCUGGUAAGCUAUCUCCAGUAG